UCCAAGAUGGCCGCCGAGCCGGGCGGCGGGCGCGCCGGGAUCAGCCGCCGCUGCCGCCCGCCGCUCGCCGCCUUCGCCGCCGGGCUCCUGCUGCUCCUGCCGCUGCCUCCCUCCGCCUCCUCCUCCUGUGACCACCGCGUACCCAGCGGCGAACAGGUUGUCUAUCAAGUUCCUCUAAAGGAAAAUCACGUCUCGAAGAGAAACGUGGAUCAACAGCUACGAAUUAAGAUUGUAUAUGACAGAAGCGUUGAGGAUUUGCUACCUGAGAAAAGACACCUUAUAAAGAACAAACUCUUCCCACAAGCUAUAUCAUAUUUGGAGAAGACAUUUCAAGUGCGGAAAUCUGCCGGUGCUAUAUUGCUAAGCAGGCAAUGUGUGACAAACCAAUAUUUAAGGAGGAAAGCUGAUCCUCACAGAUAUUGCCAAAAAGCCUGUGCAGACCAUACAAGGUGUGGGCCGGUCAUAGUUCCUGAGAAACAUCUUGAGCAAUGCAGGGUGUACAAUGACAGUGACUGGCACCGCAAGCCCACGGGCUCACCUGACCAGGAAGGGAUUCGAGAUGCUGACUUUGUGCUCUACGUUAGUGCUCUCACUACUGACAGGUGUGGCCAUGAAAAUAUCAUUGCGUAUGCAGCCUACUGCCAACUGGAAGCUGAAAUGGACAGGCCAAUAGCAGGAUAUGCUAACUUGUGUCCAAACAUGAUUUCAACACAAGCUCAGGAAUUUGUUGGCAUGCUAUCUACAGUGAAACACGAGAUCAUCCAUGCACUGGGUUUCUCUGCUGGACUGUUUGCAUUUUAUCGUGAUGAUGAUGGAAAACCUUUGACACCAAGAUAUGCAGAUGGACUUCCUCCUUUUAAUGAAAGCCUAGGUUUGUAUCAGUGGAGCAAUAAAGUCGUUCAUAAAGCAGUGAGGCUGUGGGACAUACGUGGUGGCAGAAUGCUGCGCCAUGCUGUUCAUCUUCUGGUGACACCUCGGGUAGUCGAAGAAGCUCGAAAACAUUUUAAUUGUCCAAUUCUAGAGGGAAUGGAGCUUGAAAAUCAAGGUGGCAUGGGUACUGAGCUCAAUCACUGGGAGAAGAGAUUGUUGGAGAAUGAAGCAAUGACUGGAUCCCACACUCAGAAUCGAGUCUUUUCCAGGAUCACCUUAGCAUUAAUGGAAGACACAGGAUGGUAUAAAGCAAAUUACAGCAUGGCAGAGAAAUUAGACUGGGGGCGCAAUAAAGGCUGUGACUUUGUAAUGAAGAGCUGCAAAUUCUGGAUUGACCAGAAGAGACAAAAGAAGCAAUUAAUCAGUCCAUACUGCGACACUUUGAGGAGUAAUCCUUUGCAGUUAACCUGCAGACAGGACCAAAGAGCAGUAGCAGUGUGUAACUUGCAGAAGUUUCCAAAGCAGUUACCUCAGGAAUAUCAGUACUUUGACAAUCUUAAUGGAGUACCAGCAGAGGAAUUGCCUUACUAUGGUGGCUCGGUAGAAAUUGCUGACUAUUGUCCCUUUAGUCAGGAAUUCAGCUGGCAUCUAAGUGGUGAAUUUCAGCGCAGUUCAGAUUGUAGAAUAAUUGAAAACCAGCCAGAUCCUACCAAAAACUAUGGUGCAGAGAAAUAUGGACCAAACUCUGUAUGUCUUAUUCAGAAAUCUGCUUUUGUUAUGGAACAGUGCAGGAGGAAGCUCAGUUACCCUGACUGGGGUAGUGGAUGUUAUCAAGUUUCUUGUUCUCCACAAGGGCUGCAUGUGUGGGUCAAGGACACUGAGUACUUGUGCAGCCGCUCAGGCCAGGUGCUGACUGUGAGCAUUCAGAUGAAUGGCUGGAUACACGUUGGCAAUCUGAUUUGCCCGGCUUGUUCAGACUUCUGUGACUCCUGUCCCCCAGAGAGGGAUCCUCCAGCUUCUAACUUAACAAGAGCUGCGCCGAUUGACUUAUGCUCCUGCUCGUCCAACCUGGUUGUAACCUUUUGGCUGCUGCUGGCCAACUUAAUUCCCCUGCUAACAGGAUUGUUUCUCUGCGCAUAGACUUGAGUUUGGGGCAAGAAGAAGUUCUGAGAUAAUGCCCAUCCUGCUACACUCCUUACUGUGGAGCACAGGGAUUUUGUCUCUACAGGCAGCUCCCUCCUGCUGAACCUCACCUCCCCUGGCAAGUAUCGCUGCACACAGUAGUCAGGGAGGUGCUGACGAAAGCAGGCAGAGUUUUGAGAGGAGGAAGAUUUACCUUGUCAUCUCAACAAGUGCCAGUAUUUUCCUGAAUUGCAACCUACGGGUUUUUUUGAUGCAGUAACAAGAUCCACUUUGCCAACUGUGUUAGACUAUCUGGCAGCUCAGUCGAGAUCUGAAAUGAGAACUCUUCUGUGAUAGAACUGAGGGCUGGGUUUUUGUUAUGUCUGUUGUGUGGUUGGUAGUAAAGCACCCUGAAACUGGAAAUAUACCUCAGUGGUUUAGUCAAAAGCCAUGUAAAAAUCAGUUGUCAUCACUGCUGAUAACCCAGGCCUAAAGAGGCUGGUAAUUUUUGUUUUUUCAAUUUCUACAAUUUAUGGGGGAGGAAGGAAUGUAAUGGGAUAGACUAUUGGUUGGUAGUUGCCUCCACAACUGGAUUCUGCAGCUUUGAGCCUCCUCAGAAUUCAUACUAGGUAAAGCAGCUAAUUCUUGGGGUUCAUUACAUCUUCCUACAUACACAAAACAGAAUUUCAGACGAGUAACCAGGGCAACUGUCUAGGAAUCCCAUUUUCAUUUAGCAUGUGCCCCUUCUACUGUGAAAUUUAAUACAUUACAUUUGAAAAUUCUCAAGAGUUUGCUAGGCAAAUGCAUUUCAGUACUGAUACUCAGACUGUAAAUUUGGGAUAUGACUUACAUUUAUUUUUUAUUUUGUUGGUUUGUUUCUCAAAUAAUGAAUAAUGGCAUUAUUGUUAAAAAAACUAGUAUGAACAUUACUGCAGAUGUUCUCACUUCUUGUUGAAGAGCAAACCAGUAGCAAUGGCAGCUAUAAUCUUACUGGAUCAUGUUGAUGUCUCUAGACGAAAAACUAUAUUGAAUGUGUAAGGAAAGCCUAACGUGUUUUUUUUCUUCCCUCUAUUUUUUCUUGGACAUGUAAAUACUAUGGAUUAUUUGAGUAUUUGUAGUAAGAGGAAAAUCAGAUGGUUUGAGCUACAUGAGGGCACGCCUUGCUACAAAAUGAAUCACUUUAUGACAAAAUAUAUGAGGAAGGAAAUGAGCAAAAUCUGUCAAGGUAGGGAUAGCUGCUCUGUAGGUCUCUUGUAAGGAUGUUUUUAUAUAUUUCUUACUAUAAUGUGUAACAAUCCUGUUCAGAGAUGAAGAAACUCCUUGUGGUUCAAUCCACUGUCUGUCCUUUUAGGACAGUUUUCACUCCUGAAAAAGUGUUAAAUUUAAGGGAGCAGACAUGCCCAGUGCACUAAAAGAUGCGGAUAUAGGGAGAAAGAUGAUGUUACUCUGCUUCUUAAAUGUCCUGUGAUAUAAUAAUUGUCAUUGACUGGAUCCCUUUCCUAAAUGGAAGGUAGGGAGACGGAGUAAAACUUUAGGUACAAUUAUACUGUAAUAAUAAGACUUCCAUCGUGAUUGUAAGAAGUUCUUUGUGCCUACUGGACUUGAUUUUGGUUGUUUUUUAUUUUAUUUAUUUAAGGAAACUCUUAUGACGCUGCUGAGGCAAGUCAGCCUUAAAUCAGUGUCUCGGGGAAGCAAUACAAGUCAGGACUCAAAUGCUUUAAAAAUGUACAAAUUGAAUGGUGAAACACUCAGCGAUAAGUGAACACUAUUUUAAUAUAUCCACAAAACAGUCAAUGUAAACUGAUACCUGGAAAACAUAAAGGUUUGAGAAGAUGUCUUAGGCCCCAGAGGUUGAUAUUGUAUUUUUUGUCUGUUGUGCAAUAAUACAGUUGAAAUGGUAUCACUCAACAAAAAUGCUUUUGAUACUUGAAAAGAAAUUACUGGUUAUUUUUUCUUACUGUGAAACGUUUGCACUGUCUGAACUUUCUGGUUAACUUUAUAACUGUUGAACUUUUUAACUGGUGUUAAUUUAUUGUGCUCAGUAUUUGAUAUGCUGGUCUCCUGUCUGUCUAAGUGUGAGAUUUGUCAUAUUUAAUUGAAUAUUUUUAUCUUCUACACAGUUGUUUAUCUUGAGGGCUUUUCUUCUUUUAAUCUCUCUUCCUGAGAAUUAACUGAAAGACGGCUUAGAAAGUUGAUGCUUACCUACUUCUGAGUUGUAUGCAUUAAUUAGAGAAAGGGGAUGUAAUGCUUUGUAUUGACAGGGAAAAAUGUAUCGGCCUGUUGGAGCUCUUGUGGUCAGGUUCACCAGUACCUGCUAAGUAGCUGCAUCAGUAAAUCCAGUGAAGUAAAACUGCUACUGCCUUAAUAAUCUGAGAUUUCAGUUGUAAUUUCUUUGUCGUGCAGCCUUCCAGCUGCCUGUGAACUGCAGAACUGGACGUGACUUUGGGGCGUCGGGCACGGGACGUACUUUAAUCAGAAAAAUGCAACAUCUUCUAUCCCAUCAGUGGGUUAGCAGCUGCCAGCAGCUGUAGCCUUGUCAGAGCUGCCAAGGAAUAUCAACUUGAAGUGGCAAUGAAUUGGUAGCUGUCAUACGGAAUAUUUGAGUAAAGCUGACUACCUCAGUUCUGUUUGUCUUUGCGUUCAGCUUUUAGCCUGCUGUGAACUUCCAGAUCUUAACAUGAAUUAAGUAAAAUCAUGUCUCAGGUUUUUAAGAGUAAAAUUACUACAGUAGGAAGCCUAAGCCAUUUUUGACUGUAGAACACAGCUAAAAAACUGUAGCUUAAGCAGAUCAGCUAUGUAGCCUUAAGUGUAGUUUCUGCCAUAAAAUUCAGAGUUCUUUUAAAUAAAUGCAAAGUUUGCUGUGUUAGGUGUCCUGAUCACACGUGACCAGUCCCUCCUACUGCAUCUCUGAAGUGUGAAAACUUGGAAAUACAGCCCAUUUAAGCCGUUGUGUUUCCACCAGAGAAGACUGGGCAGCAGAGCCCUGGAAGUUGUGGUGAGAUGCAUGAGUUUGCUCAUCUGUAACAGAAAUAUUUUCAGUGUAUAGUGUCCACAGUUUUAACUUUAUAAUUUUUAAAAAUAUUCCAUGUUUGCUUAGGGAGGUGAAUUAGUCUUGUGGUCUUUUUUGAUCCCAGUAGUUCAAAUAAUUUCAGGUAGAAGUUGAAGCGAGUCAUAUUUUAGGAACACAUUUUUUCUGGAUGUUGCAGUUAUAAGGAGGAAGGAUAGCUUUUGGCUGCAGAAUGCAGCAAGCAAAAUCACAUUGAAAAGCAGCAAUUCAUUCCUCCUGAAAUGAGUUGAGGUCUUGGGAUAGUGUCACGGCCCUUGAUGUAGGUUAAUUACAGAAAGAGAUUUGUAAUGCCCAUUAAUUGACUGUCUGUCCAAUGCAGCUCAUUCUUUCUGCUGAGCACUAAUAAACUGGGGAGACUGAUGCCUGAGAGCAGACAUAUCCACAAUCUCUUGUGAGGGCCAGUUAUUUCUAAAUCUUCCUGUCCUGCAAAUCUUUCUGCUUGACAAUAUUCAGUAGAGAGGGAGGUGUACAUCCUUCCUUCCCCACAUUUCCAAGGAGUGACUUUCAGCCAGCUGAGCAGCUCGAGGUGUUUUCCUUGCAAGACUGAAGCCCUGUUUUUAGCUUGCCUGGAUGUGUGGGUGCCCGCUUGCAUGGAUGUGCUGCUCUUCGGGAUCUGGGGCUGUUUGUGCACUGGGUAACGUAAUCUUACACUCCCAGACUUCCAAAGUGCAGAUGUUGCCUUUUUAAUGUGAAGCUUAUCUUGGAGAUAAAACAACUGUUUUGAGAGAACUGGCUGACCUUGAACAUGUGUUUCCUAUUUUAGUACAGAAUGUAAAUAUAGAACUAACUAUUUUACACAGAUUUUGGCUGGACUGAGAUAUAAGGGCUGAUUUGUGUUAUUUAUGGAGUAAAAAUUUCCAUAUUUUACUGUUGAAAAAAGGUAUGCCAUGCAACAGAAGAAAAAACUGUUCUUCAAUAAAAUAUCUGUAGAAUAUGAAUUCUUCUUGUCCAUUUCUUUGAGAGCUGACGAUGAUUAACUGCAAGAGUAAGUGCAAUAAAGGACCGCUAUUACAA
Molecule: messenger RNA, 6073 nt
Organism: Hirundo rustica (Barn swallow)
Lineage: Eukaryota; Metazoa; Chordata; Aves; Passeriformes; Hirundinidae
Gene: LMLN
Product: leishmanolysin like peptidase
Exons: 17
Coding region: 7-2010 (667 amino acids)
Biological process (GO): cell adhesion; proteolysis
Cellular component (GO): membrane; cytoplasm
Molecular function (GO): metalloendopeptidase activity
Source: RefSeq, a predicted model, not a curated record